AUGGGACUAUGCUCAGGGCGUUGUUUCUCCAGAGAAAGCUUGAAUUUUACUUCCAUAUCGGAUGGUCAAGACAGCAGUUUCAUGGACUGUGGUACGGCGACAGAGACUCAAAAAACUCCGGUGGCGUCGUCGUCGUCAUCGUCACUUUUUGGCAUAUUAAAAUUUAAAACGAAAUACCAUUCGAAAUUUUUGAAUCGAUUUUGGGCACGACAUCAGCGGCAACAGCAAGCUUCAUCGCAAGGAACAUCGUACACAAGAUUGAAUAUGUCGCAUCGAAGCGGUGUCGCAUCGAUUGAAAAUCAAAAUUAUGGGAAAUUGGUUCUUCCAAAGGAUGCCAUUCAGCUGCAGUGUCUUGACGUUGGUUCACUGUUGAAAAUGAACGAGCGACGAGAUUACAAGCGUUUGCAGUGUGAUUCGAUGACGGAGGGGACCUUAUCAUUUGCUGGUUCCUCAUUGGAUUUGGAAUGGGAACACGAAUACGAUGCGGCCGAAAGGCGUGAGAGUCAGGAGGAGGAGGAGGAGGAGGCUCGAAAUUCGUGGUACAAUUCCGAAGAAGAGUCUUCAAGCAAUAAAAAUGCACUCGAUUUACUUGACCGAAUGCUUACAUUCAAUCCACACAAUAGCAUUACGGUUGAAGAUGCUUUGGCACAUCCAUAUUUGGAACUGUAUUACGUCCCAGAUGAUGAGCCUGUUGAUGACAAUCCAUUCCAAAUGGAUGUGGAGUUGGAUGAUUUACCACGAGAGGAACUCAAACGCUUGAUUUUCGAGGAAUCCAUGAGCUUGACGUCCAUGAGCCAGAUCAUGCUCCAGCCAUUUAAAUGUAAAUGCGAAUUUAACUAA
Molecule: messenger RNA, 840 nt
Organism: Sitodiplosis mosellana (orange wheat blossom midge)
Lineage: Eukaryota; Metazoa; Arthropoda; Insecta; Diptera; Cecidomyiidae
Exons: 5
Coding region: 1-840 (279 amino acids)
Source: RefSeq, a predicted model, not a curated record